Molecule: messenger RNA, 2509 nt
Organism: Dermacentor albipictus
Lineage: Eukaryota; Metazoa; Arthropoda; Arachnida; Ixodida; Ixodidae
Source: RefSeq, a predicted model, not a curated record
GCAGCACCUGCAGUACCGCCGGCAUCGAAAGCGGAUCGGCUUCGCCGCAGCUCGUUCUUUACCAGCUCCCGGAGCGAUGUGUCCUUUCUGAACAGUGCAUUCACUCGCAGAACGAUGUUCAGGCGCACCGGAGACCGGGUCGAGUUGAAGAACGCCGCGAUGCCAGAGACCGGAACGAGCACUUCCUGCAGCAGCAGCAGCAGCAGUUCGGGCUCUUCAGGCUCGGACGCGUUCACCGGCCGCAUGGCAAAGCCAGCGAGGCGCCCUGGCUUCCGUCGCCUCGAGUUGCACAAGCUUCACGAAGUGCGCCAGUUGCAGGCGGCGGCGGCUGGUGGCGACGGCACAGGAACCGCGCUGGACCCACUGGCCCUACCAGAGCCGGCGCUGAUGCAUGCCAGGCGGGAGACUGACAGGCGUGUUUAGACCAGAACGCAACGACGUCGAAGCAGUUGUUCGACGAGGGAAUUGGUACAUGAACCCGAGAUUCCAGGCAUUGCUUUCCGCCACGGCCAUCCUCUGCAGCGUCGUUCUUCUGUUUUACCUUGGCUCGACUCUACGGAUUGGCAUAAAGUACCGCGACCUCCACCGCGCCAGCACCCGAAGGGCUUAUGCAGAACGUGCCGACCUUCCCCUGUUUUCAGACUGCGACGAAAUUGCGUGCCAGCUCUACAUGGCUGCUAUAAGAACUUCCAUCAACAAGUCUCAAGACCCCAGCGAAGACUUCUACGGGUUCGUCUGCGACGGCUGGAAGCAUCAACACCAUCUGCUCUCUGUUGUGGACGCGGCUGAAGAUACGAUGUACGAACGUGCGCUCAACGCCAUCAAGCUGGCUUCCUUGGACAGCCACAACCAGGCUCAAUCCACUUCGUCCGCGACCAGCGUCGAGAAGGAGGUGGCCGCCCUAGCCAGGUCCUGCGUGGAACUUUCGGAGAGCAGCCUGCAAGACCUGAGGAGGUUCAUGUUCGAGCGCCACCUGCCAUGGCCCGAAAAAUCUCGCUGGGACCCACUGGCGAUUCUGCUCGACCUGUCUGGAAACUGGAACGUUCAUCUCUGGUUUCAAGUCAACAUCAGGCUGUCUCCACUUCGCGCCGGAAGCACCCAGCCGGUACUGAAGAUUGUUCCCAGGGCCGCCUUUCGCUCGUGGAUGGCUACCAUGCGUGCAUUCGCCGGCCACCCAACGGGGUCGGUGCCGUGGCUUCGCUACCGCAGGUACGUUAGCAAGAUGCUGCGCCUCUUUGACGAUUCAGAGUCGGCCUCUGGCGAAAUUGUCUCAACCAUCGAGGCAAUGAACAAGCUAACACUAGAAACGCUGGGACCUGCCAUGAACGUGCCUGAACCGAGAAUAGUGCGCACGGCGAUCCGCAACCUUACCGAGACGGCGACUCUCCGCAUUGCAACCGGUCGCCUGGUCCUCCUCCUCAACGAGCACUUCAUGUGGGCACGACGCUUCUCGCCAGGCGACAUCGUGCAAGUGGAAAACCUGGGUCUGUUGCGGUCCGUCGUCUACAUCCUGGGCCUCGAAGGCGAGACGCAAGAGGCGUUAACUCUGAGCCUGGGACUUCGCGUCGCCCACGAGCUGGGCUGGAUGGCCCACAGGGAAAUCGCCGACGUCACGCUCGAGCUCGCAGGUCUGCCUCCGUCGGUUCACACGCGCCGCUGCCUGGUCCACAUCGAAAGUACCGUGGGUGUCGGAUGGCUCAGUCUGUUUCCCAAGCAUCGGGAAGCCGAGGCCUUCGUUCGCGACGUGAGAGACGUCCUCAUCGAUGCCGUGGAGCGUCGAAGUAAGGCGUUUCUUCAGCUCCGGGCCCAUAGUACCGCCAUCUCGUGGAACAGAAACAGCUUCGUGGCUGCAGCGUGCCGCCAGAACCAUCACACCGAGGUCGCUUUUUCGUUGACUGGCUCAAUCUGAUGGCCGAGCGUUGGCAACUACAGGAGCCAGACAUCACGAAUGUUCUCAAGCCGGGUUCUUUGCUCAGCCAUCGAUGGAGUUUUCAAGGCGCACUCGCGCUUGCGGAGGACUACUUCGUCUUUCCUUUCUACCACUCGGACCUGCCGCCAGCUGCCAACUACGGCGGCGCUGGCCGGCUAAUUGCCGACGAAGUGCUCAGGGGAUUGUUCCACGAGCUAGCGCACAACCAAAGCCACAAUCGCAACAACCGAGGCCGCACGGGCUUCUUUCGACAUUCGAACUACACCCUCCCGUCGGAUUGGCCCCCGUACCGCAUGGAUACCAAGGCUCUCCUGGCCGCCCUGCCUGCGUACAGGCUAGCGGUCGUGCAGGACUUGAGCACUGCGCACGCCAGGCUGUCGAGCCUCGCUCAAGACAGGCUUUUCUUUGUGUCAUCGUGCUACGCGCUUUGCUCUAGCAGCCACUACGUGGACCCCUUGUACGGGGAUGCGAGGCGCCGUUGCAACGAACCUGUUAUGCAGCUGUCAGAGUUUGCAGCAGCGUUUCGGUGCAAGGUGCCAUUCACUGAGCGCGAGAUAUGAUUUGAGUUUCCUUUUUUUA